AUGUGUCCUAAAGUUGGAAGCAGGGGGAAUAGUUUCACCCCAAGUCUCCCAAAGUGUGUGUGUGUGUGUGUGUGUGUGUGUGUGUGUGUGUGUGUGUGUGUGUGUGUGGAGGGGACACCCUGGCCUAGAAUAGGAACAGGGAAGGUACUGGAGGUGUCCAUGGUUAGCUCUUCUCCUUCACGCAUUGUUUCUUUCUCCAGGGCAUUGAUGAUUCCAGCAAAGACAACCGUGGCGCCCAAGAUGCUCUGAACCCUGAAGAUGAGGUGGAUGAGUUCCUGGGCCGUGCCAUUGAUGCCCGUAGCAUCGACCAACUGCGUAAGGACCAUGUGCGCCGGUUCCUGCUCACCUUCCAGAGACAGGAUCUUGAAAAGAAGUAUUCACGGAAGGUAGAUCCUCGCUUUGGAGCCUAUGUUGCCUGCGCCCUUUUGGUUUUUUGCUUCAUCUGUUUCAUCCAGCUCCUCAUAUUUCCACACUCCACCCUGAUAAUGGGGAUCUAUGCUGGUAUCUUCCUGUUGUUGCUGGCCACCGUACUGAUCUGUGCUGUAUGCUCCUGCGGUUCUCUCUUCCCCAAGGCCCUGCACCGUCUGUCCCGUAGUAUCGUCCGCUCACGGGUGCACAGCACAGCGGUUGGCAUCUUUUCAGUUCUGCUUGUGUUCAUCUCCGCUGUUGCCAACAUGUUCACCUGUAAUCACACCCCCAUAAGGACCUGUGCAGCCCGGAUGCUGAACUUAACACCAGCUGAUGUCACCGCCUGCCACCUACAACAGCUCAAUUACUCUCUGGGACUGGAUGCUCCCCUGUGUGAGGGCACCGCACCCACCUGCAGCUUCCCUGAGUACUUCGUCGGGAACAUGCUGCUGAGUCUCUUGGCCAGCUCUGUCUUCCUGCACAUCAGCAGCAUCGGCAAGCUGGCUAUGACCUUUGUCCUGGGCUUCGUCUAUCUGGUGCUGCUCUUGCUGGGUCCCCCGGCCACCAUAUUUGACAACUAUGAUCUGCUGCUGGGCGUCCAUGGCUUGUAAGUCCAUUCUCAGCCCCUUUCGUGCCUCCCUGAUCCUUCUGCAUUGAGAGUCUCUGAUGCUGAGGCCCUUGGGAUGUACGACUCACUUGUGGAAGAAAGGGAAGUGGGCAGGGAAGAGUUCCUGGCAUGUGACCUCAGGUAGUUACCCCCCAAAAUUCCAGUUGUGACACAUUCCUAGAGCUUUAGGCUAGACCAAAAAAAAAAAAUUCCCCAACACUUGCACGGUGCUUUCCUACCCACUGGGUUUUGUUUUGGUUUUUUGAGUCAAAGUUUCAGUAUGACCUGUGUCUCAGGGAAGUUGCGACUGUUAGAACUCACUCUGUAGACCAGGCUGGCCUCGAACUCACAGAGAUCCACCUGACUCCGCCUCCCCAGUGCUGGGAUUAAAGGUGUGCGCCACCAUCACCUGGCUCUACCCACUGUCUUCCCAUGAGUAGUUCAUAGAGUUGCAUGGGGGCAGAGCUCUGGUCCCUUGUGAUACAUGGCCACCGCCUGUGGUGGGGACAGUAAGAGUCUGCUGGGUUUGAGUCCUCUGUCUGCUUCUCAUUGGCUUUGUAACCUUGGAGAGUGAGUUAACUUCUCUAAGCCUGAGUUUUCUCGUCAGUAAACGUCAGUAUGACCUGUGUCUCAGGGAAGUUGCGACUGUUAGAGUAAAGAACACUUCUGGAGCCUGAUGCUAGGCAUCCUAGGCACAUGCUAAACCUUUCAGAUGUGGUACUUAGGUCUAACC
Molecule: messenger RNA, 1748 nt
Organism: Alexandromys fortis (reed vole)
Lineage: Eukaryota; Metazoa; Chordata; Mammalia; Rodentia; Cricetidae
Product: adenylate cyclase type 6-like
Exons: 7
Coding region: 486-1019 (177 amino acids)
Biological process (GO): adenylate cyclase-activating G protein-coupled receptor signaling pathway
Cellular component (GO): plasma membrane
Molecular function (GO): adenylate cyclase activity
Source: RefSeq, a predicted model, not a curated record